Messenger RNA from Odocoileus virginianus texanus, 5087 nucleotides. It is a transcript of the gene ZFP57, whose product is annotated as ZFP57 zinc finger protein. NCBI's taxonomy places the organism in Eukaryota, Metazoa, Chordata, Mammalia, Artiodactyla, Cervidae. Gene Ontology annotation, biological process: regulation of DNA-templated transcription. The record is from RefSeq and is a predicted model, not a curated record.
CUGACCAAAUUAGGAAGCUGUUAUUCUUCAUUCCCCCUCUUGCUGAUAAGUUUUGUUUCUCUCUGACCUCAGGUUCCUGGAGGUGGGCAGCAACUAGAAGCGGGGUGAAGCAGAAGGCAGACGACACCUGCAGAGCUGGCAUUACUGAAGAGUGACUGUUGAGCCAAGGGGGACCAGGUCCCUGCACUCUGUGGGGCUUGAAGGGAAUCAAAGGUGUUCUCAGUUGUGAAAGAGGAGAGUUUGGAUAGCAGAACAAAAAAGGAAGAUAGCCCCCUGGAGCAGAUACCUUUGACACAGGAGGCCAGUUCAAACCCUUUGCAAAGGCCUUUGCCAAGUCUCUCCAUCUGCUCAGUCGCUGGAAGGUAGAUAGCCCCAGGAUGGAGCCUAGUCAGCCUUGCGGGCCAGGACAGGCAUGGAUAAAGCUAAAAACAGACAGCAUGGAAGAGAAGGUGUCUGACCAGCCGAAGCCAGUGGAACCUGUACAGAAGCUGCUCCCUCAGGUGGAUGAGGAGGACCUGCUGAAAGCCCAGAAGGGAGGGUGCUGGUGGAAGAUGUGGGUGAAGAAGCCAGUCACCUUUGAGGAUGUGGCAGUGACCUUUACCCAGGAAGAGUGGAAAUGUCUAGAUGCCAGUCAGAGGGUCCUCUACCAGGAUGUUAUAUCAGAGACUGUCAGAAACCUGAUGUCUGUGGAUCUGAUCGCCAAGCUUGAGCAAGAAGAGAAACAGUGGGAAGCAGAUCUCUGUUCCCCGAAUGGAGAAGGCUUUCAUUCAGGAGGCAAGAAGGAAGGAUGCCAAGAACAGAGUCAGAGUUUGGGAGAUGAAGGGACUGUUGAUGACAAGAAGGCCUCCCUUGAUCACAGAGGCUCAGGCCCAACCUCUCCUCCAACUGGGUCCCCGGACAAGACGCCAGCGUUGCCAGAAUCCUGGGCUCGGCCAGCCUUUACCUGUCACACCUGUGGCAAGUGCUUCAGCAAGCGCUCCAGCCUCUACAACCACCAGCUUGUUCACAACAGCACCCAUUGUGGGAAGUCCUUCCAGAACCCCAAGGACCUCAGCUCCGGCCGGCGCAAGCAACUCAGGGAGAGGCCCUUCCGCUGCUCACUCUGUGGCAAGACCUACUGCGAUGCUUCUGGACUGAGCCGUCACCGCCGUGUCCAUCUGGGCUACCGGCCCCAUGCGUGCCCCUUCUGUGGGAAGUGCUUCCGGGACCAGUCUGAGCUCAAACGCCACCAGAAGACGCACCAAGGCCAGAAGCUGGGGGCUGGAAACCAGAAGCAUAUUGUGAGGACUCCGGAUACCAGAGCUGGAUUACAGGGGCUGGCAACAGGGAACCAUGCACCAGUGGCUGGGACCCAAGGACCCACACUUAAAACCAAGGGUCCCCAGACUCAGCCCCAGCCGUCAAUAGACAGGAACCAGGCACCUGCCACCAAGAACCUGGUAACCACUGUGAGAGCUCAGGCCCCAGUUAUUACGGCCCCGGAGCCUGUGACCAGAACCCCAGUCCCAGAGCCUGUGACCAGAACCCUGGCAGCCAACAUGGGAGCCACCCAGCUGAAUACCAAGUCCAACUCUCACCCAGAGAAGCCUUCAAGACGCAAGGUCUUCUCUUGCCCUCAUUGUCCCUUGACUUUUAGCAAGAAAACCCGUCUCUCCAGUCAUCAGAAGGUCCAUUUCACAGAGCAGUCCAACCGCUGCUUCCACUGUGGCAAGUCCUUCACUUUAUUCUCCGGGCUGAUCCGGCACCAGCAGACUCAUUGGAAGCAGAGGAUCUACUGUUGCCCUAUCUGCGACGUCUGCUUUGGGGAGAAAGAGGACCUUUUGGGUCACUGGGGGGGCUACAGAAGCAAGGGGCUGUUCCUGGGCAGUCCCCACAAGUGCUGGGCCAUCCUGGGUCAGUGGCUCGGCUUCUUUCCUAAUGCCUCUGCUGUGGCAGGGAAGGAAAUGGAUCUUUCUCCUGGAUCUAGACCCUCAGGAAAGGGGAGGAAGGGAGAGGAAAAGGCAUGCAGAAGAAAGAAAGCAGAGAAGGCAGUGAAGGUCUUGGAAGGGAAAUGAAUGGCCUGUCCGCCCGAGGUCUUUCUCUGGUUUUCCAGAGGAAUGACCUCCAGGGUAAGGAGACUGGGAUAGAGGAAGAGAGGUGAGGGGAUAGUGGAGGACAUACAGAAAGGAAAGGGGACAAGAAGUGGCACUUGGAAACUUGUAUUGUUAUUAAUUAGCACCUAGCUUGUUUCUUUGUGUCUGAUAGACCAUCAAGUAGUAAUUGUUCAAAAAGACAGUGGAUCUCCAAUAGGUAUGAAGAUGGGAGGGAAAGGAUGAGAGAAGGGGAAAUCUGAGGGGCCCAUCUGGAGGGGUGUGAAAGUAGAAGGGAGGUGUUUGAAAGCAGGCGUGUUGCUCCCUUCUCAUCCCUUGCUCCCCUGGCUCCUCGCUGAGCCGCCCAGACAAGAUGGAGCUCUGGCCAGCACUCUAUGGGUUUCUCCCCAGGUCCUUACUCCGCAGGUCACUUGGCUCUCUCUUGGAUAUUGUGGACUUUUCCUGCACCUUCUCUUCAACCCUUCACACCCCUCAGCUCUGCCUACGAGGGCUGAGAUCUUGGAAGAAAUGACCACCAUUUGCAAAGCUGAUGUGUUGUAAUUUGCAACGAGGAGGUUCCUGGUCUCCAUUUCAUGGCAGAGACCCUCUUGUCUUCGUUACUCUGCAGCACAGGUGUCCUCUGACAGAAGAACACCUGCCUGGCUAUAGCCCGAGAAGACUUCCAGGUAGAAGACAAACCAAGGAGCAGAACGAUGUGGGCAGCAAAAAGGGGGAGAGGAAGGAAGGAGCUGGGGAAAGGGACAGACAAGAUAAUGACAGAAGAGAAGUCGAUCCUGUUUGGAAUUCAGAGCAUUCCUGAAGUGCAGAUUGCAAUGUCCCCGCAGCGAAGAGGGAGGCCAGUGAAUGUGCAACUCAAUGGAUGUGACAUCCCAAGGACUGAUCCUUGGACCAGCCAGGCUCUUCUGCAUCUCAGCCAAGAUGCGGUGUCCUUCAGAAGGGGUUUCCUAGAAGGAGGAGAAAAUAACUUGAAAAAGCUGUCAACAUUUUCUGUAAUGAAACUGUUAAACCAGAGAGAAGACAGACCCCGAGGAGUCACCCAGCAUCAGAGGUGAGGCCCGGAGCAGCUGCUGGAGGGCAUGAAUGAACGAAUGGGAAAGGAGGCAGUAGGAGUGGGAUUCCUGAUAGUGGGGCUCAUAGCUGGGGCAGAUCAGGCAGCAGAUUAGAGUGCCUUCAGCUCCCAUUGCCCAGGAGACAUCCCUCCACCCAGGCUUGCCAGUCCCGUCCUUUCCUCUUGGAUUUUGAUCCCUCAGUAGCCCACUCUUCCCCUUGCUGCUGCUUUCUCUCUAUUUUGCUCUCAGCUUAUAAGAAAGUGAAAAAAACUUACUUAGCUCUUCAAGAAAUUGCCCUGAAAACAAAGAGAAAUAGGUGAUGAGCAGAAGAUGACUGGCUCCUCCCACAUCUUCCCUGUGGACUUUGUAAUCAUGCCCUUCCCCCCUUCCACUAAGACAGCCCUCAGAUCUCAAUAAGUGGUUCACUUCUUGGAUUCUCUGAGGAGCCUGGGGUUGGCCAUGGGGACAGAGCAGGAAGGACAUUCCGGCUCUGAAUCUUGAACCCUGCUCCCAUCCACCCUCUUUAUGUUUCCCGUUCAGGGCUGGCUUGGUCCCUCUGGCUCAGCGGUCCUGUCUGCGGCCCCAACACUGCACCUGCUAGUCUGCGGUGUAGCCAGUUAUAGCAGAUGAUCAAGGCCACUAGGGGUCCGAGAACCGGCACGAUGACAAAUAGGGUUAUCUUCCAGCAGGGCACCAUCAGGAAGUGGGGAUCUGAAUUAUUUGCCACAAAACAAACAGGAUUAACAUGUCCCCCCCCCCUUGUGUCCCACCCACCCCCUCCAUUUAUUAUUGCCUUUCUUUGGGAUUGGGGGUUCUUAACCUGGGUCCCAAAAUAGUUUGGAUAGAAUCCAGGGAGUUCAUGAAUUUGCAUGAGAAAAGCACUACAUUUUUAUUUUCACUAACUUCAAACUGAAUUUAGCUUUUUCUUCCUGAAAAAGGACUGUAGGUAACAAAUCAGUUAUCAGUGGUACCUGUGGCUUUAUCACCAAUGGAAACAGCAUUCCCAUCAAAGUUGUUUCUGAAGUCUCAAAAUACUGUUUAUCAAUAUUUUGAAAUACCAGAUUGUUAGACUUGCCAGUACAUUUUAUUAUUUAAUCUAUAGUUUUGUUAUUUAAAGAAACAUUGGUUACUUUAAUCACAAAUUUGUUUAUAUUGCAAUAACUUUCAAAACAAUGGUAUUCUUUGUAAUCAUAUGGGUUGUAUUUUAUGUGUACAUUUCAAAACAUUCUGGGAAGGGAGAGGUUCAUGAGGCUUCACCAGACUAUUGAAGAGUAUAGAGUUAAGACCUUUGUUAUUUGAAUUCUGUAAAACAAAGAUCUUGGUCCUCCCCUUUGAGUUGGAAACUGUGUGUUUUUUUCUACACACUGAUUAAAUGCCAGGGUGGAGUCAGGGACACCUCCAGCCUUCAGAAGCAAAGGCUGUUGGGGAAGGCUGCUCAGGGCAGGGACCAUAUUAAAAUUUCUGCAACAUCCACUCAACAAGUAUUUGGGUGCCCUUCUGUUGUAGGCAUUGUCCUUAGGCACUAGAUGAUCUGCAGUGAACAAAAAGGACAGAAACCAUGGCCUUGGGCCAACCUUUUUUUUUUUUUCCCUGCUGUGGCAUGCAGGAUCUUAGUUCCCCCACCAGGGAUCAAACCCGUAUCCCCCUACAGUGGAAGUGCAGAGUCUUCUGCAGUGGACUGCCAGGGAAGUCCAGGCCAACAUUCUGGGGGGUGUGUCUUCACUUGCCCCACUAAGUCUUCCCCGAGGAGUCAGUUACUUAUUCUGCACUCAUGAAAACUCAUUUUUCCUCGUGAUUUGUCAAUGAUGUAUAUGUACUUUCGUUCGCCAGUUAAUUUAUGUGUAUGUAUCACUUCCCCAACUAGACAUCAAAUUGAUGUGCAAAGGCUCUGUUUACCUCUCCUUUCUAAUUCCUGAAAAAAUAAAUCAUGUACGUAAAGUAUUUGUAA